Anopheles darlingi is the source of this 1533-nucleotide messenger RNA. RefSeq names its product cytochrome P450 4d2-like. Gene Ontology annotation, molecular function: oxidoreductase activity, acting on paired donors, with incorporation or reduction of molecular oxygen; monooxygenase activity; iron ion binding. NCBI's taxonomy places the organism in Eukaryota, Metazoa, Arthropoda, Insecta, Diptera, Culicidae. The coding region runs from base 1 to 1533 and encodes 510 amino acids. The transcript has a single exon. The record is from RefSeq and is a predicted model, not a curated record.
AUGGUAUCGCUUGUUGCGCUUCUCCUCGCCUGUUGGCUGGUGUACUGUGCUGUGCAGGCAUACCGUAAGCGUCAACAUCUCCAUCAUAUUGCGAGCCAAUUUAGCGGCCCACGCCCGCACUGGAUCUUUGGCAAUCUGCUCGAGUAUCCACACCACGACAUACCGGGCAUCUUCGAGAAGAUGGUGCAAAUGCACACCGACUACGGGAAGGAUCUGUUCAACUGGGGACUGUUCAACAAUCACCAGUUGAUCCUGUGCAGUGCGGAGAACGUGGAGAAGGUGGCGAUGGCGAAGAAGACGCAAAAGUCCUCGAUUUACGAGUUCAUUGAGCUGUGGCUGGGUCAGGGUUUGCUCAUCUCGAAGGGCGAGAAGUGGUUCCAGCGGCGCAAGAUCAUCACGCCGACCUUCCACUUCAAGAUACUGGAGAACUUUGCCGAGGUGUUCAACCGCGAGGCGAACGUACUGGUGGAAAACCUAAGGCAGCAUGCAAACAGCGGACGGGAGUUUGACAUUUACGAACCUGUCUCGCUGUACGCCUUGGAUAGCAUCUGUGCGACUUCGAUGGGCGUUGAUAUUAGCGCCCAGCACGAUCCGACUAACCAGUACGUGCGCGAUGUGAAGCGCAUGAGUGAGCUCAUCCUCUUGCGCAUCUUUCAUGUGUUGGUGUCUUACCCACAAGUGUACUGGUACUUAAUCCCGCAUGCCUGGGAACAGCGAAAGCUGAUCAGCCGGCUGCACGCCUUCACCGAUGCCGUCAUUCAACGACGCCGCAAACAACUGCUGAGCAGUAAACAGACCGGUGGCACCGUCUCCUUUGAUAUGAACGAGGAGAAUCUGUACUCGAAGCGCAAGGAAACGUUUCUGGAUCUGCUACUCAGUGUGACCAUCGACGGACAGCCGCUCAGUGAUCUGGACAUACGCGAGGAGGUGGAUACGUUCAUGUUCGAGGGACAUGACACCACCACCUCGGGCAUCGCUUUUACCUUCUAUCAACUCGCCAAGCAUCCCGACAUCCAGGAGCGUCUAUUCCAAGAGAUUAUCGAUACCCUUGGACCGGACUACCGUACCGUUCCUCUGACCUACAGCACGCUCCAGAACUUUAAGUACCUGGACAUGGUAGUGAAGGAGUCACUGCGCCUGCUACCACCGGUCUCGUUCAUCGGGCGCAGGUUAGUGGAGGAUCUCGAGCUGAACGGAGUGACCGUACCCGCCGGCACUGACAUCACCAUACCGAUAUACGUGAUCCACCGCAAUCCCGAGGUGUUCCCGGAUCCGGAGCGUUUUGAUCCGGAACGCUUUGCCGACGAGAGCACGCAACGCCGCGGACCGUACGAUUAUAUUCCCUUUAGCAUUGGCUCGCGGAACUGUAUCGGCCAGCGGUUUGCGAUGAUGGAGAUGAAGAUCACCCUCGUUCGGAUGGUCUCCCACUAUCGGAUACAUCCGGGCACCACUAUGCACGAGGUACGCCUGAAGACGGACCUGGUGCUGCGCCCGGACAAGGGUAUACCGGUUCGGCUUACCACAAGACGAUAG